UGGCCGACCCUUGUCUUGGAGUGUCAUCCCAACAGGAAUGAAUGUGCCGUUUCAAUGCCAUAUCAGCUGACAUUCCAUGAAAACAAUCUAAUAUUCAAGUCUGUGAAGUUACUCUUACAGAUUAUGUUUUUGUAAUCGCGCUGUGAGGAGCCGACGAGUCCCUGCCUUUAUUUCCGCAGAACCUUCCUGUGAAAGUUGACCAGAGCCAAGAUGGCAGGAGUUGUAGCCAAACGAGAGGGACCACAGUUCAUCAGUGAAGUAGCUGUGAGGGGCAACGCCGCCGUGCUGGACUACUGCCGCACCUCUGUAUCCGCUCUAUCCGGAGCAACAGCUGGCAUCCUGGGGCUGACGGGACUCUAUGGCUUUAUUUUUUAUUUCCUCUCCGCUUUUCUCCUGUCCCUGUUGCUCAUUCUCAAGGCUGGACGGCGAUGGAACAAGUUCUUUAAAUCAAGGCGGCUGCUCUUCACCGGAGGUCUUGUUGGAGGCCUUUUCACUUACGUCCUGUUCUGGACUUUCCUCUAUGGGAUGGUGCAUGUGUACUAAAAUGAUCUGCCACAAAUUACCCCUUAAUUAAUCCUAUCUAAUGCUACGUAAACCAAUAAUAUUGUCUGUCCUGCUGUUUGUAGAUAAGCCAUUAGUGAAAGACUUUGGAUUUUUUCAUUAUGAACUGUUGAUUAAAAAGAGGAUCUGUCAAUAAUAUUAUGCAGAAUGAAAGUCUUCUUAUCCUUCCUGCUCCACACUAAGCAGCGACUAUGACCUUAUUUCACCUAUAACUUCUGCUCUGUGCUUGGUAUCAUCUGUACCAGGAUAAGAGCAGCUAUGAUAAUGUAGGUUUUAGUGUAACAUAGAUCAAAACAGAUAACAUCUGCACAAGUUGUAAGCACUUGACAUUACAUUUCAUGUACAAUACUGUGGUUCAGUUAUGACAAAUCUGGUUACUGAUUGAAAUAAAUACCUCUGUACAACA
Molecule: messenger RNA, 967 nt
Organism: Chelmon rostratus (copperband butterflyfish)
Lineage: Eukaryota; Metazoa; Chordata; Actinopteri; Chaetodontiformes; Chaetodontidae
Gene: emc6
Product: ER membrane protein complex subunit 6
Exons: 2
Coding region: 211-543 (110 amino acids)
Biological process (GO): protein folding in endoplasmic reticulum; autophagosome assembly
Cellular component (GO): endoplasmic reticulum; membrane; EMC complex
Source: RefSeq, a predicted model, not a curated record